Messenger RNA from Xenopus laevis (African clawed frog), 1590 nucleotides. RefSeq names its product ribonucleotide reductase M2, gene 2 L homeolog (gene rrm2.2.L). Gene Ontology annotation, biological process: nucleobase-containing small molecule metabolic process; deoxyribonucleotide biosynthetic process. The record is from RefSeq and is marked provisional. Gene Ontology annotation, cellular component: cytosol. NCBI's taxonomy places the organism in Eukaryota, Metazoa, Chordata, Amphibia, Anura, Pipidae. Gene Ontology annotation, molecular function: oxidoreductase activity; ribonucleoside-diphosphate reductase activity, thioredoxin disulfide as acceptor.
AUCUUUUCCUUUCUGCAGGGUCGGCGAGAGAGCUUUUAAUUUAUUAAUUUUACUUUACAUUUCGUUCUUUUACUGAGCAAUAUGUUGUCUGCCCGCAAACCCUUCGCCCAGCUUAACGACAACGUGUCUCCCAUGAAGAACCUGACCCUGACAGAAAAAGAGAACACGCCGCCUACCCUUAACAGCACCCGCGUCCUGGCCAGCAAGACCGCCCGCAAGAUCUUCCAGGAGGCAGACACGCCCACAUCUAAAGUCCCAAAGAAUCCUAGACUUACAGAUGAGCCCCUUCUGAAGGAUAAUCCACAUAGAUUUGUGAUCUUCCCCAUCCAGUAUCAUGACAUCUGGCAAAUGUACAAGAAAGCAGAAGCUUCAUUCUGGACUGCUGAAGAGGUGGAUCUGUCUAAGGACAUUCAGCACUGGGAGUCCCUGAAGACAGACGAAAGAUACUUUAUCUCUCAUGUGUUGGCCUUUUUUGCAGCUAGUGAUGGGAUAGUAAACGAGAACCUGGUGGAGAGGUUUAGCAAGGAGGUGCAAGUUACUGAGGCUCGCUGCUUUUAUGGCUUCCAAAUCGCAAUGGAGAACAUUCAUUCUGAAAUGUACAGCCUUCUUAUUGACACCUACAUUAAAGAUCCCAAGGAGAGGGGAUUCCUUUUCAAUGCUAUUGAAACUUUGCCUUGUGUGAAAAAGAAGGCUGAUUGGGCUCUGCGCUGGAUUAGUGACAAACAGGCAACAUAUGGUGAACGAGUGGUGGCAUUUGCUGCUGUUGAAGGGAUCUUCUUCUCCGGUUCAUUUGCAUCCAUUUUUUGGCUGAAGAAACGUGGACUGAUGCCUGGACUCACUUUCUCUAAUGAACUUAUUAGCAGAGAUGAAGGUUUACAUUGUGACUUUGCUUGCCUUAUGUUCAGACAUCUUGUACACAAACCUUCAGAAGAGCGUGUUGUUCAGCUUAUUACUAAUGCUGUUCAAAUUGAACAGGAAUUCUUAACAGAAGCUUUGCCUGUAAAUCUCAUUGGAAUGAAUUGUACUUUAAUGAAGCAGUAUAUUGAAUUUGUUGCAGACCGUCUUCUACUGGAGCUUGGCUUUAAUAAGGUUUUCAAGGCCUCUAAUCCAUUUGACUUCAUGGAAAACAUCUCUUUGGAAGGAAAGACUAACUUCUUUGAGAAGAGAGUUGGUGAAUACCAGAAGAUGGGUGUCAUGUCAAAGCCAAAAGAUAACACUUUCACACUGGACGCUGACUUUUAAAUACUGACUUGUGUGUAGUAACAUCUCUUACUUGAAAAGUGCUUCCAUGGUCUGGUGCAACCAGCAUUAUGGGGACAUUAUAUAAGCUGCAAAGACUGAACCAGUGGAUCUUGCUAUACCUUGAUGCUAGCAUCGCCACUCUAGCCUGUACUUCUGGAAGCAGUGGAACUGUGGUGUACAUUGACAAACACUCAUGGGUACGGAUAUAUUGUACAGCUUGUUGUGUAUUAUACUGGGUGCUGUGUACUCUGUAGGGGGGAUAAAACUGCUGCUUGGCAGCGCUUCCUUUUUAAUUUUUUAUACUUGUUUUAUAAAAAGCUGCACUUUAAAUAAUAAAACUAAAAAAAA